ACUUUCUCUCCCCUCCCCCACGUUUUCUUAUUAUUUUUAUUGGAAAAAGGGAAUGACAUCAGUUGACUUUUGUUGUGUGAGAAAUAUUUUUUUAGUCACUUUCAUUGCAAAAGCCCUCAUUAUAUUUCUUCACACUCUCAUUCUUCACUUUCACACUUUCAUUUUUGUUUUUUUAUUUAUUCAAUAACUAAUUUUUACUACUGUUUUUUAUUUUUUUUCUACACACUUUUAUUUAAAAAGAACCAUGGGUAAUGCGCCAGGGAAACUCAACAGCAGCACCGCACCAGCAAUGCCACGUCUAGUUCCCAACGGCAUAUACCCCGAAGACGCCCAGGAUUUUGACGCCAAAGUUGUCCAGCGCCUGAUCCUAAUUCGGCAGAUGGCUCCCUUUUACGCCGGUGCCGAUGACCCUGACCCCGAGGACAACAAUGCUGAUGCCAAUGCCAAUGCCAAUGCUGAUGGUGAUGCUGAUGGUGAUGAUGCUGCGGUUGCGAUUGCGGCUGCGGUUGCUGCUGGUUCGGCAGAUCAGACAAAGAAAAACGACGAUGGGUGGUGGAGCUAUAACAUGAUGCUUGCGCAGCACGAGCAGCAGCAGAAACAAAGUAGUAAGGAUCCACCGGGGUGCUCCACAGCAUCCUUGGCUGAAGGCUCGGCUGCGUCGCCGGGCAGACGCAACGGCCAUGCGCGUGUAGGCAGUGGGUUUUUCCAGCGACUCAAAAACUCCCACCAACGGUCACCAUCAUCCGCCGCCGCUGCCGCUGCCAACUCUGACCCACAGUCGCCGCUUGCAUUUCCCAAGCACUCGUCGCCAUCACUGUCGCCAGCACCAACCCACCAGCACCUGCACAACCACGAGCGGUCAUUUUCCGACCAGCAGCAACAGCAGCCAUCAGCGGACCUGCAGAAACUUUUGCGCCGGCAUGUCGAAUGCCCGAUCUGCUUCCUGUACUACCCGCAGAACAUCAACUACACCCGGUGCUGCCACAAGCCACUGUGCACAGAGUGCUUUGUGCAGAUUAAGCGUAAGCUCGAUGAUGGUCUGAUUACGCCAACGCACUGCCCUUACUGCGUGGAGGUGAAUCUAGGCAUUAUAUAUUAUGCGCCUGUGGGUGUCAGAGGAUUAGUGACGGCGUCACUGGCCGGAGGUGGCUUUGUGGAUGAUUCGCGUGGCAGGGCGCACAGUUUUUCCGGGGGAAGGAAUGCCAACAAUAAUACUGGUGAGCCGCUUAUAGUUAUGAGCGACGAUAUCAGGCCUGGGUUGGUGAAGGAACUGGGCGCAGAGAUGGAGGCGAAGCGGAGGGAGCAGGAGAGGUCGGCGGAGAAUAUGGCCCUGGUGGCUGCGGCUACAAGGAGAGCCAGUGCCAGGGCUGCCAGGGCUGGGAGAUCACAGGCUGCUGCUAGCAGUGACAGUGGCAGUGACAGUAGGCAAAGAAGGUUGGUGGCAGUGGCGCCCGAGUACGCUGCUUAUGCGUCGGCUAUGCGCGCGGCGGGUCAGACUGACUUGGAGGAGUUUUUGAUACAGGAAGCAAUACGUAUGAGCUUGGCUGCGCAAGAGGGUGAGCAGCAGCAGCAGCGGAAUGUUACCGCCACUGAUCCGCUCGAGCCCCUUGCCGAGCAGCCCGAAGAAUCGGCCGCUGCUCCUACUACUGGUUUGGAUGAUGCGAUUGGUCCAAUUGAUCCGGUUGAGCCAAUUCCGAUACCAUCCAGCCUACUUCUGCUCCAGCCCUUGCUCCGCUGACCCUCGACGCAGCUGAGCUGGACGCCAUAGCCAACAUCACAUCGCGCUGUAAACCCUCCACCUCCUACCACUCGCUUUCGCCACGCCCUGCCGCCGCUGGUACUGCUGCCGAAACAAGUGGAGAAGGACCAGCAGAGUCAUCCUCAGCCAAUACCAUAUCGC
Kickxella alabastrina is the source of this 1900-nucleotide messenger RNA. RefSeq lists its product as uncharacterized. The record is from RefSeq and is a predicted model, not a curated record. Gene Ontology annotation, cellular component: cytoplasm. The transcript is spliced from 4 exons. Lineage: Eukaryota; Fungi; Kickxellomycota; Kickxellomycetes; Kickxellales; Kickxellaceae. Bases 245 to 1738 code for a protein of 497 amino acids.